AUGGGUACCAUCGCCGUCGCGGGCGGCACGAGCGGCAUCGGCCGAGCUAUCUCAGAGGCCGUUCACCGCAAGCAGGGAUACAGCGUCAAGAUCCUCAGCAGAUCCCCUAACCCCCAAAUUCUAGUUGAGUCUGGCAUCGAGGUGAUAGCCAUUGACUAUACCGAUGUAGCGUCUAUGAGAAAGGUCCUUGAGGAAAACAAUGUUGACACUGUUGUUUCCACCCUCUUCGUCACGGAUGAUGGUACGCCCCAGGUCAACCUUGUCCAUGCCGCUCAGGCAUCGGCCAGUACCCAUCGGUUCAUUCCGAGCAUCUGGGGGAUCCCGUACUCCCGGCAAGAAGUUGGCGAUCGACGAAUGCAAAUUGGUCAAGCUAAACUCGAGGCCGUGGAGGCACUAGAGAAGAGCUCCCUGGAGUACACCUUGUUCUACGUCGGCUACUUUCUGGACUUUUGGGGCUACCCCAAGGUUAAGUCCUUCCAGCGUCAGAAUGUUAUUGCCAUUGACAUCGAGCACAACACCGCCGCGAUACCGGGAACGGGAAAUACGCCCGUCGUCUUCUCCCAUACACUUGACGUUGCCGAGUUCGUAGCGGCGAGUCUGGACCUUGAACGCUGGGAUCGUGAGAGCUAUGUCAUUGGUGACGUUAAGACGUGGAACGAAUUCCUUAACAUUGCCGAGGAGGUCAAAGGAGAGAAGUUUUCGGUCACGUACGACCGUCUCGACUUGCUUCUGUCAGGAAGGAUCACUGAGCUGCCUUCUCAUCCAUCACUCUACUCUCAGAUGCCGAAGGAGCACCUUCAAGCUCUAUUCGCAACAUUUGGGGUCUGGUUUGAGGAAGGGUUGUUUUGCUUACAGCCUUCCAAGACCUUGAAUCAGACGUUUCCGGAUAUUCAGGCUCGCACUGUCAGGGAGGUUAUUGAGGCUGGUUGGGGUAGAAAAUAG
Molecule: messenger RNA, 942 nt
Organism: Clonostachys solani
Lineage: Eukaryota; Fungi; Ascomycota; Sordariomycetes; Hypocreales; Bionectriaceae
Source: the annotation of a GenBank genome assembly